UAGUAACUGAUCAAGUACAUUUUCAGUCGUGCCCCUUAACUUAUAAAGAAUGAAUGUGUGAGGGAUCCAGGUGCUCAAGCUCGACAAUCUAGAACCGGAUCUUUUUUUGGGCAGAAAAGUACAUUUUCACACUGUUUCUUAAGUGUUUUAUUGUUCGUUUGACUCCUUUUUCAGUACGUUGUAAAACAUAAACGUUCAUAUCCAGAGACAGUUUACUUUCUUUGAAUCUGUAAACUAACAAGAAUUAGAACUAAAGUUGAUUCAAGAAGAUGAAAAGUAGAGCUGAGAAGAGAAUUGAAACCGAAGGAGCAUAUACAAACCGUAUGAGACAAAUAAUGGAUGAAUCUGAGACACUGGUGGUGGAAAAUUCAAGCGAUAUGAGCUACAUGUCAGAAUUAGAGCUGCCCUCUGAAAGGGUAGAAGAAUCCCAACUUUCAGAACAUGUUAAAAAUUUAACCGCGUUAUUGUCAUCUGUUUUGGCAACAUGCUGUCGAUCAUGCAGUUGUUGCAGAAAGAUUGCAGAUAUCUUCAGGACCCGGAAUCCUGAUAGCAUUUACGAUAAAUCACCUUGCAUUGUGACUACGUUGGUGUCAAGUACGCCCCUGUCCGAAAAGAAUACCGAACACUUAUUCCAGAAGAAGCGUGAAUGUUGCGAGCCAAAUGACGCUGAAUAUUGGACGAAUACACAAAAUUUAGACAUCGGCAACCACAGUCAACCGAAAAUUAAAAAGUCUAGUAAGAACGCUUCUGAUCGCAAAGCCAGUACAUUGAAUGAUCCAGAGUCACCUCUAGCUGAUAAAUUGGAUUCAAAAGACGAGAGAAUAGUAAAUACACCAGCACCAAAAUCGAAGAAACGCAUGAACAAGAAAAUAUCAACUAAUGAAAGUGAAAUUUUGGAGGCAGGGUCCAACCAGCGAGUGCGAAAUGACGCUAAAAAUGAGACAAAUACCCAAAAUUUAAACAUCGGUAACCCCAGUCAACCGAAAAUUAAAAAACCUGCAAAAAAAAGACGCGCCAUCUAUGCCCUACCAGGCAAAAGAAAUAAGGCGUCUGGUCGUAAAGCCAGUAAAUUGAAUGAUUCAAAGUCACCGCUAGCUAACACAUUGGAAUCAGAAGAGGAGAUAAUGGUAAAUAAAUCAGCAUCACAAUCGAAGCAACGCAAGGAAAAGAAAAGAUCAACUGAUAAAAGUGAAAUUUUGGAGGCAGGGUCCAACCAGCCUGAAACGUCGACGAAAACUGCCACAGAUUUAUCGGAAAGACACACUGAUAUUUCCCAGCGAAAUGACGCUAAAAAUCAGACGAAUUCCCAAAUUUUGGACAUCAGUAACAACAGUCAACUGAAAAUUAAAAAAUCUGGAAGAAAAAAGCGCACUCCCUAUACGCUACCAGGCGGAAGAAAGGAGACUUCUGAUCGUAAAGCCAGUAAAUUGAAGUCACCGCUAGCUAAUACAUUGGAUUCAGAAGACGAGAUAAUGGUAAAUAAAUCAGCAUCAAAAUCGAAGCAACGCAAGGAAAAGAAAAGAUCAACUGAUGAAAGUGAAAUUUUGGAGCCAAGGUCCAACCAACCUGAAACGUCAUCGAAAACUGCCACAGAGUUAUCGGAAAGAAACACUGAUAUUUCCCAGCGAGAUGACAUUGAAAAUCAGACAACUACACAAAGUUUGGACAUCAGUUACAACAAGCAACCGAAAGCGAGAAAGGGUAAAAAGCGCCGCUCUUUGUAUAAAGUACCAGUCCCACAAAAAAAGGUUGCGCUUGCAAAAGAUAGAAUAUCUGAUAUAAAGUCACCGCAAGUUAGUACACUGGAUUCAGAAAGCGAGACAACGGAAAAUCAUGCAAAGUCGAAUCCAAAGAAACCCACGGGAAACAAAUUAGCAUCUAAAGGAAAGCAGAAUUUAUCAGUUCAAGAAAACUCAUCAUUACCAGACGUUGGAGUUAAAGACUACAAACGGUCCAAAUCACAAGCGAAGAAAGUGGAUUCGGUAAAGAAACAACCAGUAAAAUCGCUAGCCCCUGCUAGCGGUAAAAAAGCCACAGGAAAAUCCGGAAAAGGGGCCACAGGAGAAACUUGUGAUAAGAAGGGACAAAACUCCCCAUCAGAAGAUUUUGUCAGUCCUCAGUCAAAUCAUAUUGUGGCUAACAUCCGCAAUGAACUAUACACAAUAUCGAUGGACACCGAAAGCAAGAAAACUAGGAAUAUCAUAGCAAGAAAAUUGGCUCGACGCGCCGGUUCCAGCUUACAUGGUUCUGUUCUAGCAGAACCCAUCGACGCAAAUCCUUGCUCAAAAAGAUUGUACUCUGAUGAGGCUUGGAGAAAUUCGGAAUUGUUUGAAAUUUUGUGCAAACAGAGUGAAGAAAAUUGCUAGUGUUAAUUGCUGUUUAAGUUUCAGCAGCUGAGUGUAUAACAAAAACAGUUUUUACAUGCAUUAACUAACAUCGGUGCCGAAACCAGAUUUUUAUCGAGCGAACGUCCAAGUAAAUGCUGUGGUACGGAGACACGGACGAAGAACGACCAACCAAGAGUGAAAACGCCGCUAUUAGUAGGGCCCCAUCCAAUAUACAUUUGUCUGAGAUUGUCCAAACUUUUGGCUUUGUUGAUGAGGUGUUCUAUUUGGCCUUCUAUGGACAGGCACAACAAACACACACACAAGACAGGUUUUCACCUUGUCUUGCAGUCUCAGUUCGAUGUUCUUAAUAUGUUGUAGAGCCUAAAAAAGUCUACGAAACCCAAAUCGAAUUGAGGGUUUAAUUCAAUCAAUAACUUGCUAGUUUACUUUUUCGGAGUUUUGUGCAGCGGCUGGAACGUUCCUGGGAAACCAGACGAUCGUAAACGACCGGCGUGGCAAUCGACAUGAGUGUUGGCGUGUUUGAUCGCAGGAUUGCCUAAAGACUCCUUCAACCCCCUAGGGGUCCAUCGCCGCGAUCAUAUUCUGCGCGAGUCUGAAUGGCACCUGUUCUGGCCAUUCGAACGUUUCGCCCUUAUUGACAAGUUGAAAUCAACGUGAACCACAUCUACGCAAGUGGCGCCCACUAGAAGGUUUUCACCAUUCCUGUCUCCUAAUUCGAGCAUGUACCCCCUGUUAUGGAAAUAACAACAUUGGUUCUGAUGUGUCCAGUUCGCGCCGUAAACCGUGUAUAAAACGUUCAAAUAAUGUCUUUUAUUGUGAGUCAAAGUAGCAGGUGUGGAUCUCACAACUGCUACCUUUCAACUUACUGUGUUUUUAUUAUAAAAGUUUCUCUCCAAUGUGUCCUUUUUGAUCUUUCAGUGCUACGAUGCGAUAGAUUGAAAUCUUCCGUAACUUUAGUUUGAAAGCUCACAGCACAAAAUUUGAAGUGUAUCGGGAAAAUGGUUCAAAAUUGGUGAAUUUUGCGCACGUUCAUCAUUGUGUCCAAAUGGGUUUAAAUCGGGGAAACCGGAAAAUAAUUGAGUACAUACGAACCGUUUUGAGAACAAUAUAUUGGCAAACAGGCCGUGAAAAUUCAAAAGUUAGUUACCAAUACCCUGGCAUCCGGAAAUGUGUUUCUGAAUCAUUCGCCCAACACUUAUGUCCACAAUAAAGUUGUGGUCGCAGCUGAGUAUAUAGAAAAACUACGUUCGUAUCCACUAUCGUUUCAUACUUUUAGAAGCUAAUGCCUGCCUUUGUUGUAAAUAAAUGUCCUGGAAUACGGCUCAGAUAUUGCCAUCAAAGAACAUCCCCUCAAGGGGGAUAUUCUGUGAUUGCCAUGUUAGCCACAGUCUGGAUGGAGUUCUUGUCCGUGGCCCCGGCUUUAGCAGCGUGUCCAUCAUUUUCCAGGUGAGAAACUCCUCUGGGAGCCCUGGAGACUCGAUGGCAUUGAAGAAAGGUCUAGGAAUUGUUAGUAGUGAAAAACUAAGUACUACUCAAGUAUGUGUGUUAUUUGUUUACAUUUUCAAACCCGCAGCAUGCAAUUGUGCGGUUAAGUUGUCAUUAGCUGUCUUUUCACAGGCUCUAACCUUGCAAGUUCUUAAAGGUUAUGUUUUUGUGUGCGUAUAUAGAUAGAAAUUUGUGAAAUAAGAGCAAUCUUAAAGUUCCCGAAGCCAGAAUGGAAAAUUUUACUACUGCAGAGGAGCAGGACAAUGUGAUUAUUCAAAACUCUAUCAGAUUUUUGCACACUCUUACUAACCUGAGGAAAUUAAACGUGCCAACCUUGCAGUCACUGUAUAGAACAAAAUGUCGACUAAUGGAAUUGCGCAGACAUGUGUCUAUGCCUGUACAAAAGCCCUAUCAAAGAUGCGAAAAAUGCCUCAUGAAAUUCUCUGAAGCGGACACAGGCUUUGAAAUUACGCCAUCCAAGCCCUCGCCGUUUGCCAAGAAAAUCAUCGAGAAAGUCAGGAAGAAUCAACCAUUAACUGACUUUCAGAAAGCGUAUUAUAAGAAGUUGUUGAAGAGGUUUCCGAAGGGAUUCCAAGAGCAAAACAAGCUGACAUUGACUUGCAAUUUUUGCAAAAAUGGAACUAUUGUGGCGAUGAAUAAACCAAAGCGACAGCGACAGGUGAAAGCAAAGAAACCACCAGCGAAAACCAAGAAAAAAUCGAAGAAAAAGGACAGAUUUUGCGGGCUUAACCAGAGCGUGGUGUUGCUGUCUUCAGCAAAGAAGAAGCCUGAAUCGGAAAACGCAAAUACCAAAAACACACAAGAGACAAGUCUUCAUCCCAUCCAGCCUUUUGAAGCGACGACUGGAACAAUGACCAACAGUAGAAUGCUCCAGACGCCGCUUAAAUCGAUUCGAAAUAAACAUGCCAUUAGACUGGCCAAGAAGAAAGAAAACGUCGUAACUGAGGUUCUUUUGCCUGUAAUCAGUAAGGCAAAAGCCAAACAGAAUAAAAAAAGACUCAACGAUUUAUCCCGACUUGUACAAAAUCGUGGCAAGAGUAAAAGCAAGCAAACGCCGCGGUUAAAGGACUUUUUAGCCAGCCUUUAACGAAAAGGCAGUUUUGUAUGACUGCUUUGUAAGUCCGCGGCUGUGAGUCAGAUUGAACGAAAAUUGUUAUUUUGUAAGCAUAAAAAUUCGUUUUUAUUAAAGCAAAGUUCUUAGUC
Dendroctonus ponderosae (mountain pine beetle) is the source of this 5057-nucleotide messenger RNA. RefSeq names its product polycomb group protein FERTILIZATION-INDEPENDENT SEED 2. Lineage: Eukaryota; Metazoa; Arthropoda; Insecta; Coleoptera; Curculionidae. The transcript is spliced from 12 exons. The record is from RefSeq and is a predicted model, not a curated record. The coding region runs from base 270 to 2366 and encodes 698 amino acids.